Chara braunii is the source of this 1986-nucleotide messenger RNA. The record is from the annotation of a GenBank genome assembly. NCBI's taxonomy places the organism in Eukaryota, Viridiplantae, Streptophyta, Charophyceae, Charales, Characeae.
UCGAAGCUCGCCAAAGAUCGUGCUCCUAGAGCUUCAUCCUUUCGCGCCGCCCCAAUGAGUCAUCGUCGCGUCUCCUAUUUCGGUCUCCCCUCCAGCAUCCCCACCCUUUGGCAGUCUGCGUGGGCUCCUACUCUCUCCUACCGUGUUAAGGAGAACAAUGCGCCGCUAUUGAGCGAGGAGAAGUGGGACGCGUGGUGGGAGGACUAUAUUGAGCUCGCUUUCUGUCUAUUGGAGAUAGAGUUCCGUUGGUCAGAAGCGGCCCCGUUCGGAGAAGGACCAGAGCAGCCGGAAGACAGCGUGGAGCUUUUGAUCAUCCAAGCCUGGAGAACGGCGGAGCAGGGCGACCUGCUAGGAAUCGUAUUCGGGAAGGUGGAGGAGGGCAAUCUCACCUUGAUCAAAGACGAGUUGCUGGUAUUUCUGACUCAGUUGGUGGACGAUCUGCCCCUGGACAUCUUGUCACACAGUGACAAGCAGCCUGGCCCCCACGUGCUGUUUCGAACGCUCGAACCGCACCUUGUGUGGUCCACGUGUACGAAGAUUGACGAGGACAACUGUCUCUACCCCUCCCACGUGCUUUACUUAGAGAUCGACGUUACCGAUCUCACAUUUUGGGACCCGAUCGCAAGGAGAAACGCGGCGCAGGACGAGGAGAUAGGGGAAGCAGAGCAAGAGGAGGAAGAAGAGGAGCCAUCAGGCGAAGAACGGGACGAUCCAGACUACGUACCGGAAAGAGAAGCGGGGAUAGCCGACGGAUUGAGCCAGCCGCGGGAAACGAACGAAGAGGAGGAACAGGUAGAACCAGACGACGAAGAAGAAGAAAGCGAGCAAGCGGAGUCGGAGUACGAAGGAUUCGAGGCCAAGGCUCGUCAGGAGCGACUCACCCUCCACGUCUCCGCACUGCGUCGCCUUCUCGCCAUCCUCUCUGACUCUGAUCGCACCCUCCCGAUCAUCCCAGUACGACUCGGGACCUCCACGAGGGUGUACUCAGCGCUGUGGGAUUCCGGUUCUCAGGGCGACUUCAUUCACCCACGCGUGGUGAAGGAAGCCCGCUUACCCACCACAGGGUCUUCGACUCCCAUCUCCGUUACCCUAGGGGAUGACAAGACCCAGCGCUUCUUUGAUCAGACGGUCACCGACCUCCCCUUCUUCCUCACUCUCGAGCCGACUGAUCGUUCCCCGGCGUCUCGUCGCCACCGCUCCUCUGCACAUUUCGAUGUGAUGGAGACGGGGUACGACUUCAUUCUCGGCACUCCGUGGUCUCGUUGGUUCCGCAGCACCGAGGACGAUUGGGCGACCAACACUCUCGUUCUCAAAACGAAACUCUCGAUUCCCGAGGCCACCGAACUCAAGCGUCAGCUUGAGGAGCUCCUGAGACUGGGUUUCAUUAAGCCCAGCAACUCCCCGUGGGGUGCACCCUUCCUCUUUGCUCGCAAAGCGGAUGGAACUCUCCGUCUCUGCAUCGACUAUCGCGGUCUCAACCUCUACACGGUUAAGAACAGCUAUCCCAUGCCUCGUUCCGAUGAGCUGUUCGACCGCCUAGCAGGCAACCGCUUCUUUACGAAGAUUGAUCUUCAUAGCGGUUACCAUCAGAUCCGCGUCGCUGCAACCGACCAACCGAAGACAGCGUUCCGAUCGCGCUUCGGCCACUACGAGUUUACUGUGAUGCCAUUCGGCCUCAUCAAUGCACCUGCCACCUUCCAGAGGGCGAUGAACGACAUCUUCAGGGACAUCCAGGAGCAGUACGUCUACCUCGACGAUAUCCUGGUCUACAAUCGUACCCUUGAGGAGCACCUCAGACACCUCAGCGACGUCCUUGAUCGCUUGCGCAGACAUGGCUUCUACGCCAAGCUGAGCAAGUGCCGCUUUGCCCAGCACAAAGUGGAUUUCUUAGGACACUACGUGUAUGACUAGGGUCUCCACAUGGACGACGUGAAGAUCACUGCUAUUGCGGAGUGGUCCGCCCCCACAUCCGCCAAGCAGCUUCAC